GAUCUUAUCACGUUUAGCUGUAUACUAUGUUGAUAUAUAUGACACACGUUUGCACAUAAUCACGCAAUAAAUUUUACAUUACGUCACCUAUUAAUACACUUCGCAUCACGAUUAUAAUUUUCUAUCUACGUAUUUAAUACCAAAAAAUCAGAAUAAGUAUGGCAAAAUAUCGAUUUUGUCAUUAAUAAAAUACGAUGUUUGAUUAAAAUAUGAUGGAUGAUAAGAGAUGACCUUAAUAUCAAAUAAUUUACCUAUAUUGUAAGAUUAUAAAAUAUAAGAAUUAUAGAUUUAAUUCUUAUUUGAAUUAUAUUUUUAAAAUAUGAAGAUAAAGUUGGUUUUGGGGAUGGUUUAGUUGGUCAUCUUCAACCAUGUUGCGUGCUGCAGAGAAAAAAAUACUUUCUUGUUUGAAAACAGCAUACCGAGGAUGGUAUGUAGAUAUUGGUCCUGUAGUAGGUACAGCCGAUAAAAUAUGGACUAUUUCUUUGAAUGAAGAAUCGGCAAAAACCCCUAUUGUCCUCUUACAUGGUUUGGGUGCAGGUGUAGCUCUUUGGUGCUUAAAUCUUGACGCACUUGCAUCGCAAAGACCAGUAUACGCUAUAGAUCUUUUAGGUUUUGGUAGGAGUAGUAGGCCAGUCUUUAGCUCAGAAGCAAAAGAAGCCGAGGAACAAUUAGUUCGUUCUAUUGAAGAAUGGAGGAGAGAAAUGCAAUUAGAAAAAUUUGUAUUGUUAGGACAUUCAAUGGGUGGUUUCCUUGCUGCAUCCUAUACUAUGCAACAUCCAGAAAGAGUAAAGCACUUGAUUCUUGCGGAUCCGUGGGGAUUUCCAGAGAGACCUUCAGAAGUAGCAAUAAAAGCAAAUGUUCCUCUUUGGGUUAAAGCCAUAGCUUUUGUAGUACAGCCCUUAAAUCCUCUAUGGGCAGUAAGAGUCGCAGGUCCAUUUGGACAAUGGCUUAUUGAAAAAACUAGGCCAGACAUAGUUAAGAAAUUUUCUUCAUUAUUGAAAGACGAUACAGGAGUAAUUUCACAAUAUAUACAUCAAUGUAAUGCCCAAACUCCAUCUGGUGAAAGUGCUUUUCAUGCUAUGAUGCAAGGUUUUGGUUGGGCAAAGCAUCCUAUUGUGAAACGAAUGGAUAAAUUAAAUCCAGAAAUUCCGAUAACAUUAUUAUACGGUAGCCGUUCUUGGGUAGAUAAUUCGGCUGGCGAAGCUAUCAAACAAUCUCGUUUGUCAUCAUAUGUCAAUGUACAAGUUAUAACAGGAGCAGGACAUCAUGUUUAUGCUGAUAAAAGUGACAUUUUUAACAAAUACGUAUUGGAAGCGUGUACUUUAAGCGAUUCAACUCAGUCCUUAUCAAAUUCGCAUAUACAUACAAGUUCAAAAUACGCAAUAGAAAAUAAUGAUUUGUUGAAGAUUGAAAAUAAUACGUCUGAACCUCAAAGAGUAGAUGAAGAACAAGAAUUAGAUGCACAACGGCCAAGGUCUAGUUAAUGUAUAUUUUAUUAUUUUAUAAAAUAGAAUUUUAUGAUUUUAUGUACACAUAUGCAUAUAUGAAUUGUACAUGACUUGCAUGUAUUAACAUGUAAUAUUUAAGAAAAAAAUGUGCAAAUAUUAUAUAGUGGUCAGCAUUUGAAUGUUAUUAUAACAGUUAUAUCAUUCGAGUAAAAAUAGGAUAUUUUUAAAGUUACAUUAAAAUACUAUUUUUCAAAAAUUUCUUUAAUUAUACUUCCGUAUUAAAGCAGUGUUAAUGUAUCUGACU
Vespula pensylvanica (western yellowjacket) is the source of this 1752-nucleotide messenger RNA. RefSeq names its product (Lyso)-N-acylphosphatidylethanolamine lipase (gene puml). NCBI's taxonomy places the organism in Eukaryota, Metazoa, Arthropoda, Insecta, Hymenoptera, Vespidae. The record is from RefSeq and is a predicted model, not a curated record. Bases 369 to 1484 code for a protein of 371 amino acids. Gene Ontology annotation, cellular component: lipid droplet. The transcript has 6 exons.